Molecule: messenger RNA, 1130 nt
Organism: Caenorhabditis elegans
Lineage: Eukaryota; Metazoa; Nematoda; Chromadorea; Rhabditida; Rhabditidae
Source: the annotation of a RefSeq genome assembly
AUAUUCCAUCACCACCAACACCUUCAUCCACUUCUUCGCCUGGAACGACGGGAUUUUCUACAAAAAUCGGAUUUUUUCUCUAUGUCAGUUUAAUUGAUGUAUAAUUCCGAAAAGUCAGUCUUUCCUAGGUUUUUAAAUUGAAACAUUUCAGAUAUUCCAUCACCACCAAUACCUUCAUCCACUUCUUCGCCUGGAACGACGGGAUUUUCUACAAAAAUCGGAUUUUUUCUCUAUGUCAGUUUAAUUGAUGUAUAAUUCCGAAAAGUCAGUCUUUCCUAGGUUUUUAAAUUGAAACAUUUCAGAUAUUCCAUCACCACCAACACCUUCAUCCACUUCUUCGCCUGGAACGACGGGAUUUUCUACAAAAAUCGGAUUUUUUCUCUAUGUCAGUUUAAUUGAUGUAUAAUUCCGAAAAUUCAGUCUUUCCUAGGUUUUUAAAUUGAAACAUUUCAGAUCGUCCACCACGUCCACCAUCUUCAUCAGCUUCUUCGUCUCCAGCUCCUGGAUCUGCCAAAACCCCUAUUUUUUUUUCUUGGUCAGUCAGAUUUAUGUAAAAAUCCGAAAAGUCAGCCUUCCCUAGGUUUUUAAAUUAAAACAUUUCAGAUAUUUCAUCACCACCAACAUCUUCAUCAACUUCUUCAUCUCGAACUCCUGGAUUUCCUACAAAAAUCGGAUUUUUUUCUCUUGGUCAGUCAGAUUUAUGUAAAAGUCCGAAAAUUCAGUCUCCCCUAGGUUUUUAAAUUGGAAAAUUUUCAGAUAGUCCACCUCCACCGCCUUCUUCAUCCACUUCUUCGUCUCGAACUCCUGGAUUUUGCAGAAAAGGGCGACCCACCUCCACUGCACAAAAUGCGUCCGCUCUCUUAAUAACUUUGUUAAUAUUUAUUUUUUUUAAGUUUAAUUAUAAUAAACUUUUUCCGAGGAGUGGCCCUCAUGAUAUUUUGUAGUCUUAUCUGUGAUUUUUGGAAUCAUUUUUGGUUAAAAAUUUUCUUCCAAAAUUUACAAAUUCAGUGCGAAACGAUCAAUUUUCCAUACAAAAAUAUUGGAGGCAUGAAAAAACUAAAUUUGAAUGCGCGCGAAAAAAGUGUUCAAUGGAGCGCGUUUACUCGUCGAGCACUUCGGGAAGAGGGGGU